Oncorhynchus gorbuscha (pink salmon) is the source of this 981-nucleotide messenger RNA. RefSeq lists its product as uncharacterized. The record is from RefSeq and is a predicted model, not a curated record. Bases 101 to 724 code for a protein of 207 amino acids. Lineage: Eukaryota; Metazoa; Chordata; Actinopteri; Salmoniformes; Salmonidae. The transcript is spliced from 7 exons.
AUGCUGUUUAGUUUCACUUUCUCUUUGCUAUUAAAACAGAUCACUUCAAACCACAACUGCAGUACAGUCAACAGAAAAGUUACCCAUAGCUGCAGGAUCCAUGUUGGAACGCAGAGUGGCACACAAGAUGAAGUACUACACAGUUGAGACUGGCAAUACUUUGGAUUCUCAUAUUCAGUUUAUGAGACGACUCAACAACACCACAAGAUGUUUUACGGAAGUCAAAUCUCCAGUGGAGAGUGAUGUCAUCAUGGCUUUCUGUCCCAUCGUCUCCCGCGCCGGGACUGAUAUUGAAGCAGCACUGCAACAGAUUCCAAAGGGUAAAGAUGUCAUUCUGGUAGUACUGCAUCACACCUUCAACCCAGACUACACUGUACCUUACAGCAGCAGACUAGUGACCAGAAGUGAUGUAAUACUCACAGUGGACUGUCUGUUCCAUGAGAGCCUGGGACUACUGGACUGUCCUCACAAUGAUGCAGCAGUCAGAAAUAUUCGCCAGAAGUUUGACACAGUGGACUGUCUGUUCCAUGAGAGCCAGGGACUACUGGACUGUCCUCGCAAUGAUGCAGCAGUCAGAAAUAUUAAGCAGAAGCUUUACAGUACCAGAAGUUGUGGCUUUCUAGCUUGGAUUCUAAACGGUGUCAUGUGGGCAGUGUCUUCAGGCUACAGCUACCUCUGUACACGGCUUUCGUAUGUGAAGCGGUGCUUCUGGGACAAUAAUUAGGUUCAAAGGAGGUUAUCCACAUCCCUCUUCAAGACCUCGUUCCAGAAGUGAUGACAGCAGUUCCACUUUUGUACCAACAAUGAAGACAUGCUAAUUGUUUUUAUGGAUUCCAUCUUUAAUUUUAUGGCCUACUUAAGAAAAUGUCUUUACUUUUGAUGUUAAGAGCACUUGCAGGUGUAAUGUAUAGAAAUUGGGGCCGAUAUGAAAAAUGUUAAUAAAAAUGAAUGGAAAAUAAUAAAGAAGAAACAGGAUCUGUG